Molecule: messenger RNA, 2748 nt
Organism: Plasmodium falciparum 3D7
Lineage: Eukaryota; Apicomplexa; Aconoidasida; Haemosporida; Plasmodiidae
Source: RefSeq, a predicted model, not a curated record
AUGAUAAAGAACGAAUUAGAUUACUUAAAAUAUAUCAUCUGUGAUAUAUUUGGAUCGUGUUGUAGUGACAUCGUCGAGAUAAUUCUUCUUUAUGGUAAUAAGCUCAGCAUAUAUGAGUUAAUAAAUUUAUCCUCUUACGAGUUCAAUGUUGUAAGAAAUGUUUUAUUAUGCUUACUUAUUCACAAUAUUGUGGAUGUAAAUAUAAUUUAUAGUAAAUCUAUUGAAUGUAAUCAUUUGUCUCCAGAGGAAACUAGAGGCGUGAUAAAUGUAUAUGAUAAUAAUAAAAUGAAUCAACAUAGUAAUAAUGAAAUGAAUCAAAAUAGUAAUAAUAAAAUGAAUCAACAUUGUAAUAAUAAAAUGAAUCAACAUUGUAAUAAUAAAAUGAAUCAACAUUGUAAUAAUAAAAUGAAUCAACAUAGUGAUAACAAAAACAAGUACCUUUUUAAGGUUGGUAUAAAAAAAAAAAAUAUAAUUUCACACCAUAAACAUAAUGAAGAAUUAAAAACCAUUCCAGAUAUAAAAAAUGAAGAAAUGCAAUCAUUCAAUUUUUUGUGUAAUAGUAAAAAUUAUGAGUAUAUGAAAAGAUGUAAAUGCGAUUCAUGCAUUUGUAAAAUUAGGAGAGUAGAAUAUUUUGUUAUCAUAAAAAAUAUAUAUGUCCUUGUAAGAUACCCUUCCAUACUUUAUUAUAUACACCCUACCUCUAUAAUCAAAGAUAAGAAAAGUAUAACAUCUUUAAAUAAUUUUUCUACCACUUCUUCUGAUUUACAACUUGAUAUUAAUACCUACAAUUUUUUUAAUACUGAAAUGAUUGAUGAAUUUGAAGAUUUAACAAAUUUAUGUGAUGACAAAAAUGGCGACAUAAUCAAAAAUAAUAACAAUAAUAAUAAUAAUCAUAAUCAUAAUAAUCAUAAUAAUAAUAAUCAUAUAAAUAAUCAUAAUGAUGAUUAUUUACAUAAUAGGAACCAAAUCCAAGAUGAUACGUUUUUUCGUAAUUCCAAUGGCCUUGUCGAAAAAAAUGAAACUCUCAACUUUAUUAAAAAAAUUAUUCUUAUAAGAAUUAUAAAAAAUGGUAGAAUGACCAUAAAUAAAUGUAUAGAAAACUUAAACAAUGAUGACUAUGCUGAAGUUUGUAAAAAAGAUGUUCCUGAGGUAAAUAAAAAUUAUUUGAGAUUCUUAUUUUUACAAUUAUUAAAAAAAAGAUUCAUAAAGAAAUGUAAAUAUUUUAAUGAGCAUGAAUGUGAAAAUGAUAAACGCCAAAAAUACGAUGUGAUGAAGAAUGAAGUAAGAAAAAAUGAUAAUUACAAAAAAAUGUAUACAAAUAAUAUGAAACAUAAUUCUAAUGAUAUUGACCUUGUGCAAAAUGAUCCAAUAGACGACACAUCAUUGUUAUUAUAUAACCACACAAAUGAAAACAACAAUAAUAAUGAUAAAAAUAGUAUUAACCUUAAUAAUAUUGGUUGUAAUGAUAAUGUAACCAACCCGGAGAAGUCAAUACAUUAUAGCCCUUAUAACGAUAUCUACCCAAAUGAUUAUGCACAUACAACGAAAAAGAUAUAUAAUAAAAAUAUAAUAAAUAACAAAAAAAAAAAAAAAGAUACUAGAAAAGAUGAAAUUUGUGAUAAUACAGAUAUUUCAAAAAAUAAUUUGAAAAAAAGAAAAAUCGAUGAUGAUAUCAUAAUAAAAGAACAAGAAAAUUAUAUGCCCAAUAAUAUUGAUGAACAACAGAAAAAAAGAGAAGUUAUAAAACAAUUACAUAAUGAGGAUAUUCAUAUAAAAACGAAUAAAUCCAUAAAAAAUUAUAACGAAUAUAAUAUAAAUGGAAUAUAUAAAAAUAAUCAUAAUGAUAAUUUAUUAAAACUCAUAGAUAAUAAAUAUACCUAUUUCCAAGUUGAUAAUGAUACGCUAUCAAUUAUUUAUCUUAAACAAGAAUGUUUUAAUUUUAUUACUCAUUUUUUUAAUUUGAAUGAAGUAUCUAGAUGUAUAUUUUAUGUUUUAUUAAAUAAUGUAAAAUUUUAUUAUUCGCAAGAAGAAAAUGAUUAUAAAGAGACAUGUUUAUUUUUAUCAUUUGAAUAUAUAGAGAAAUGUGUAAUAAGCAAAUUAAAAAGAAAUAAAAAUAUAUUUGUUGAUAAACAUGUGGUAUUACAAAAUUUAAAUGCAUUAAUAAAAUUACCUGAUCAAUUAAUACAAAUUAAAUGUAAUCAAGUUAUAACAUAUGCUGCAGAUUUUGUUAAUAUAAAAAAUAUUUAUAAAAAAAAAAUUAUCUCAAAUGUUCUAGAAAAUAUGACAGGUCUUGAAGCAUUAAGAAUAUGGAAAUAUCUACUAACAAAUUCGGAAGAAAAAAUAAAUGAUGAACUUAUAAGUGAAAAUGUUCUAAUACCUUUAAAUGAUGUCAGAAAAAAAUUAUAUCAUUUAUUAUAUCAUGGAUAUAUUAAAGCACAUGAAUAUAACAACUCAAAUAAUAAUAAAACAUAUAUAAAACAUUCAUUAUCAUUCUCUACUGAUUUUUAUUUUACUAGUAAUAAAGUUAAAGAAAAUUUAUUUACUAUAGCAAAAAAUAUUUAUAUUAGAAAAUUUCUAGAAAAUAAUGAAAUCAAUACAUUACACAACAAAUCGAAUAUUUGUAUUAACGAAACGCAAGAUCAUAAUAAAAAAAAAAAAAUUACAUUAACCUCAAAGGAAUAUGCAGUGGAUUAUUUAGAAAUGGCUUUAAUAAACAUGGACAAGCUUAUAUUCAUAUUCUCAUCAUAA